Striga asiatica is the source of this 672-nucleotide messenger RNA. The record is from the annotation of a GenBank genome assembly. NCBI's taxonomy places the organism in Eukaryota, Viridiplantae, Streptophyta, Magnoliopsida, Lamiales, Orobanchaceae.
AUGCACGAAAGGGAGAUUCCAUGGUGUACAGGGGCUACAACCGGAUCGAGGGGCCAUAUCCCGCAGCGGUACGACUGGAGGCGGUCGCCGCCAGAGGCAUUUUUCGCCAGCGGGGGACAACUGCCUGGAGCGGUGUCCGGCGAGGUCUGGGCUCUGCCUAAAAUCGCAGAAGCCGGUGGCGAUUUGCCGACAGGCAUACGACCGGCAGUCCGCCAUAUCGCCGCCGCCUACCUCCAACAGCCAUCCGUUUCGAGUCCACUUUCCGGCCACUGGAGCUUCACCGGCUGCCGCCCCUGCCCUCCGCCUGUACCUGCGUUACCUCCGUCAUCCAACGGUCUGCAACCAUUCGUCGCCGCCGCCGCCACCACCACCAGUCACAUUGCAGCCGACAAGAACCAAGUCGUUGCCACCAGUCGCAGCAUAGCAAGCAGCCGGACGCCGGAGGCAAGAAAUACUGACGACGUUGCAGACGCCGGCGGCGGGACGAACCACUCACUGAUGGCCGACGGGACAGUGGAGUCGGAGAUUUCCGGUGGUUGGAUGGUUGCGGCGGCGACCGGUGUUCGACAUGACUUCGCGGUGGAGGAGACGUCGGAGACGACGUGUUCAACGACGGGGAUUCAGAGCUCAACUUCUCCGGCAGCGAGCAAGGCAUCACCUAGCGGACUUUAG